AUGGGAACUAGAGCGUACAGCUCAGAUCUCUCAACGGCAGCACGACUGAGCCGCUUCGAAAAAGCCAUGGAGUCGCUUUAUGGAGGCUUUGCAGACAUCCAGGAACCUGAAAAAUGGACACCGCCACCCAACUCAGGCGGCCAUCGCGGUCGAUACCUAUGGACUGAUGCAUUUGGAGUCAUAAACUUCCUGACCUUGUAUCAGGAGCAUUCGAAGAUAGCCUCAGCAGCAGGCUCGGCGGCGGCUUCGGGGUCAACACCGGGAUCAGGCCGAGCGUCAGCGACGGCGACGGGAGAGAAUACUAGUACCACUAGCAAUACUGCUGAUAAGUACCUAACCCUAGCACGCCGUCUGGUCGACACGGUGCACGAUGUACUCGGCAGGACCAGAGACGGCAAAGCACGACUCCCCGGGGCCUCGGACGAGACGCCUCUAGGAGGAGGACUGCGGAUCGGAAAGCUGGAUGAACUAGGAGUCGAUGGCGACGGACAGUACCAUCACUACUUGACCAUCUGGAUGUUUGCGCUGAAUCGUCUGUCGCUCGCUACGGGCGAUCCGACGUAUAAUAGACAAGCUAUCACGCUGGCCAAAGCGAUCCAUCCACGAUUCUUCGUCAAUAGAACGUCUACUCGCCCGCGCAUGGUGUGGAAAAUGAGCAUGGAUCUAUCGAUAGCCCUUGUGUCGUCAGAAGGAAAUCUGGAUCCGAUUGAUGGAUACGUUGUUUAUAGGCUGCUUCAGGCGUCGGCUAUGGAGAUGAAUGAUUCCACGGUUGGUGGGUUGGACGAAGAGAUUGCCGAUUACAAGCGGGUUAUGGAGCGUAAAGGCGAACAUUUUGUGUCUGCUGAUCCGCUAGACCUUGAGAGAAAUGGGCGGCGAGGCUGGCAGAGAGAUGUUUUCAACAAAUAUGUAGUCCUCCCUCCCCCUGCAGAGUUGUAUGGCAUUGCAACCGAACCUUACGAACUUUUCGAAAUGGACCGCUACCUCGCACGCAGCAUCAAAUAUCGGCUCGCGUUUCGCGAAUUCGGCACCAGUCUCGGAAUUGGCUGCCACUAUGAUAAAUCCUCGGACAAAGAACGGGCUGCUGACGUACGAAAAUACUCAGACUCGAUCAUUGAAUCGUGGGAACCUUAUAUGGCACAGUCCCUGAAGGACGAGGGUGUCUUGACAGCGGAUGAUUUGCGGCCUAUUACUAGGGUUAUGUAUUCGUCGGCUUUGAUUCCGGGUGCAUUUCGCACUGGCUAUCUUGGGCCGGAGCCCAAGACAAUUCCGUAG
This is a messenger RNA of Talaromyces atroroseus, 1272 nucleotides long. RefSeq lists its product as hypothetical. The coding region runs from base 1 to 1272 and encodes 423 amino acids. The record is from RefSeq and is a predicted model, not a curated record. The transcript has 4 exons. NCBI's taxonomy places the organism in Eukaryota, Fungi, Ascomycota, Eurotiomycetes, Eurotiales, Trichocomaceae.